GGGAGAGAAUCAGGUUCAUUUCAUGCCAGCACAUUAAUCAGCUUCCCAAAAGAUUACCCACAUAAGAAACUUCAUUCAAAUGUGUGUGCAUUUCUCUUAAAAACUGAAUAGUAGCUAAAUUCAAUCUAAAAUGGGAUUCAGAAUCUUCAACUUAAAUCUCAUUUACAAGCCAUAUCUCUCAAGAAUUCCCUCAACUACCCAUAAAAAUUCAAUCUUUACUCUUCACAAUCCAUCAAAAAUCAACUCUUUAACAACCCAAUUGCAAGAAAUUAAUGAUCCUUCAAAUGUGAUUAUCAACCCACCAAAUUCCCAAAUUUUCAAGCGCUGGCAUUUUGGGCAUUCACAUCAUCAUCAUCAUCAUGGCCCACAUCAUGAUUCUAGCAAAAAAAGUGAGAACAUUUUUAGGCUUGGACUUGCUGCUGACAUUGGUUUGACAGUCGGAAAAGCCGUCACCGGUUACUUCUCCGGUAGCACUGCUAUCAUUGCCGACGCCGCGCAUUCUCUCUCCGACGUGGUUCUCAGCAGCGUUGCUUUACUCUCAUUUAAAGCUGCUAGAGUGCCUAGAGACAAAGAACACCCAUAUGGCCAUGGUAAAUUUGAGACACUAGGAGCGCUAGGAAUCUCUGGCAUGCUCCUUGUAACUGCAGGAGGUAUUACAUGGCAUGCUGCUGAUAUAUUGCUGGGUUUGCUUACAGCAUCUCCUGAAGUUGUUAGCCAAUCCUUGAUGCAUGAGCAUGGUCAUCAUAGUGGGCAUGACCAUAAGAUCGAUAUGGAUCACCCGAUUCUCGCAUUAAAUAUGGCUAUUUUAUCCAUCGCUGUAAAAGAAGGUCUUUUUCGGAUAACAAAGAGAGCUGGGGAAAAGGAAGGCAGUGGACUCAUGAAAGCAAAUGCAUGGCAUCACAGGGCUGAUGCUAUCUCUUCUUUCGUUGCACUUAUUGGGGUAGGAGGAUCCAUUCUUGGUGUGAAAUUUUUUGAUCCCCUUGCUGGACUUCUUGUGUCUGGCAUGAUUCUAAAAGCAGGUCUGGAAACUGGUUACCAGAGUGUUUUAGAGCUGGUAGAUGCUGCAGUUCCACAGCAGCUAUUGGACCCUCAUCGAGAAACAAUUCUACAAGUUGAAGGAGUGAAGGGAUGUCACCGUCUGAGGGGAAGAAGGGCUGGCUCGUUUUUGCACCUUGAUGUACACAUAGAGGUUGAUCCUUUCACCAGUGUCAGUGCCGCUCAUCAUAUUGGUGAAAAUGUUAGGCACCGAAUUCACGAGUCUCAUCCUGAAGUGGCUGAAGUCUUCAUACACAUAGAUCCUUCUAUUUCUGAAAUAUCACCAGAAGUUGACGUGAAAGAGAAUUUGGACAGCUUGGAUGAAACUAAUGACAGUAUCUCCUUAAAGGACAAAGACUUUGAUCAUAUCAUCUCUGAUAUAUUCUCAUCACAGUUUCCAAAGAAAAUGAAGCUAGAGCACAUAACGCCUCACUUGUUGCAAAACAAGAUUAUGCUGGAUGUUGAGGUCUCCAUGCCACCUGACAUAAUGAUCAGUGAUGCAAGGUUGAUGGCAGAGGAAGUGAAAAAGGAGAUUCUCGGAACAGUAUCUGAUGUCAUUCAAGUUCAUGUUCAGUUGCGGCUCACACCUGCUAACCAUACAACUCCCUCGUAAUUUUUCCUGAGACUAUGAUGCCUUUUUGCUAGGAUUAUAGAUAGCUUUAUAAACAUGAAAUGCUGUUCCCGGAGAAAGUCAUAGACAUGAGUACGAACUGCAGGAAAAUAACACUAACUUCAGCAUCUUUAUGUGUACUGAAUAUAGUUCUUUCUGUGGAUCGCAGAAGGGGAUAUAAGGUGUGAUGCAUAGGUUUAGAAGAAAGUUAAAUAGAGAAACUUCCGUUCUUGAGAUGCAUUCAUAUAAUUGUAUAAACAAGUCCAUUUUCAGACAUACAAACAAGGAUAAGGUGACUGAUGUACAGAGUCUUGUACGCAGUGCUGCGGUGCUUCUAAACUUGCUGCUUUUUUUUGGCAAUGCAAUUUUCUAGCAUGGUACAACGAAAUAGUUUGUUUCUCAUAUUAAUAUGCUUUUUUUGUGCUAUUGUUUUGAGGAUGCAAUUUACUCUAGAAGUAAACUCGAUGAUCAUCAGAUCGUUCUAGUGACUCAACGGGAUGAUUGGGUAUACAUUCACGAUUUCACGAAGCUAAUACUGCACAAACUCACGAGUCAUGAAGCUAUAAAGGGCAUCCUUUAUAAUAUUACAUUGCAUUACAGAGUAAAAUAAUGAAGCUAUAUUAAGGGCAUCCUGUAUAAUGAUACAAUAGCAUGUUUUUGUCAUGUAGUUCUGCAUAAAAUUUAAGAUUUUGUUCAGAAAAUUGAAAUCUUCUAUUUUUACAAGAUCAAUUAAUUUUGAUGGCAAUAACAUUUAUGAAAAUCAUUAUUAUCUACUACCUCCAGUUCCUAUUACUCACAAGAAAAAAUAUUUUAUGCCUCACGAAUAAUACGAGUCUUAAGUUUCUAAAUUAUGUUUAAAAUUUAAAAUUUGAUUAAAUUGAAUUUAUUUCGCAUUAAAAUCCUCACAAUUUAUUUCGGAGUAAUAUGCAAUUUUCAAAUAUAAUUUUUAGUUUAUUUUUUAUUGAUUUUGUAAUUUUGAAGUGACAAAAAACAAAAAAUAUUCAGCGAUAAAUUCCAAUUUGUAAAUUAAUCUGACAUAGUUUACGAAAAGGAGUGAUUGAAUCAGAUAAUUGUAGUCUGUAGUUUUAGUCGACACAUUUAUAUUCCGAUACAAAUUUCAUCACUUCAAUAACUCCAUUUUCAAUCUUAAACUUCAGAUGUCAAUGUAAUACUAUUAUCGACUUUACAGUAUUUAUUUAUAUUUAUUGCAAUCUCGACUGUAACCUUUCACACUUCAAUUGCAAUUUCAAAUGUACAUAACAGAAGAAAAUAAAAUUAUUGUAAAAAAAUAGGAAAAUUUUGAGGUAUAAAUUUGACAAAAAUUAAGAAAUUAAGCCAUUGAAUCAGAUAAUUGUAGUCUGUAGUUUUAGUCGACAUAAUUAUAUUCCGAUACAAAUUUCAUCACUUCAAUGGCUUCAACUUCAAUCCAAUCAUCAAAACUUAAAUAAAUAUUU
Molecule: messenger RNA, 3099 nt
Organism: Chenopodium quinoa (quinoa)
Lineage: Eukaryota; Viridiplantae; Streptophyta; Magnoliopsida; Caryophyllales; Amaranthaceae
Product: metal tolerance protein 2-like
Exons: 12
Coding region: 131-1648 (505 amino acids)
Biological process (GO): transmembrane transport; monoatomic cation transport
Cellular component (GO): membrane
Molecular function (GO): monoatomic cation transmembrane transporter activity
Source: RefSeq, a predicted model, not a curated record